Ylistrum balloti is the source of this 1392-nucleotide messenger RNA. RefSeq lists its product as uncharacterized. NCBI's taxonomy places the organism in Eukaryota, Metazoa, Mollusca, Bivalvia, Pectinida, Pectinidae. The record is from RefSeq and is a predicted model, not a curated record. The coding region runs from base 1 to 1392 and encodes 463 amino acids. The transcript has a single exon.
AUGCAGAAGCAGGCAACUGAGUGGAUGAGGAAGAUAGACAAGUCAGGCCUUCCAGGGAUGUUCAAAGCAUGGAUCUUCCAACAUGGACUGCUGCCGAGACUCAUGUGGCCACUGAUGCUAUAUGAGGUUCCUUUGACAACAGUGGAAGGACUAGAGAGAUCCAUCAGCAGCUACCUGCGAAGGUGGUUUGGAGUCCCGCCGAGUUUUUCCAACAUCGGGCUCUACAGCCGGACAUCAGCACUACAGCUCCCACUGUCAUUAGUGGUGGAGGAAUUUAAGGUCACAAAGGCCAGACUGGUGAUGACGCUGCGGGACUCGAAGGACGCGAAGAUAAGGCAAGCAGGGAUCCAGACUAGGACAGGAAGGAAAUGGUCCGCAAGCCAGUCAGUGGAGCAGGCCGAGGGAGUUCUCAAGCACCGGUACAUCAUCGGAGCAACCUGCUCAGGGCGGCAAGGAUUGGGGACAACACAUUUACAGAUGUGGGAAGGAACAGACGACAAGAAGAAAAGAUCAAUGGUACAGGGAGAGAUUCGAAGAGAGGAAGAAGGAGCUACGAAAGCAAGAGCAGUAGAAAUGAGGUCACAAGGGGCAUGGACCAGAUGGAAGCUGCUGGAGCGGAAGCUGACAUGGACAGACCUGUGGCGCUAUGAACCAUUGAGGAUCCAGUCCCUGCUGCGGUCGGUAUAUGACACCCUACCAUCGCCAGCGAACCUCCAUCAGUGGGGACUAGUUGAAGAGCCAAAAUGUCAGCUUUGCCAAGAACGUGGGACCAAGAGUCAUCAUAUCCUUUCAGCGUGCAAGACAGCACUGACUCAGGGACGAUACCGAUGGAGGCAUGACAAGGUGCUUAGGGAAAUGGCAGAAGUUCUCGAGGUGGAGAGGAAACGGAAGAGUCCGCCACGAAAGCACAAACCAUCCUUCAUCCGGUUUGUGAAAGCAGGGGAUAAGGGGACCAGGACAACACCAGGCAUCACAGGCAUUCUUGGAGGGGCAGAGACCUGUGAGAUGAGAGUGGACCUGGGGGAAAAGUUGGUGUUUCCGGACGUGGUACAAACAACACUACGUCCUGAUGUGGUGAUAUGGUCUGCCGAAUCCAGGCAGAUCUGGGAAGAGCGAUGUGACCAGGCCAACGAAAGAAAGAGAGCCAAGUAUGUAGACCUCAUGGAACAAUGUAUGGAACGGGGGUGGUGCACUUGGCUGUUCCCUGUGGAGGUCGGCUGUAGAGGGUUCCCGGCACGCUCAGUCUGGAAGAUGUUUCAGGCUUUGGGUGUGGUCGGGAGGACACGGAAGAUGGUGGUGCGCAGACUAGCGGAGGCUGCGGAACGCGCAUCAUGCUGGCUGUGGAGUAGACGGGAGGAGAAAGACUGGAAGCCAUCCAUUGACAGGCAGUGA